AUGACGUUUGUUUUGUUGCCAUUUAAUUUUAACUGGAAUAUUUAUAUAUAAUUUUAUAUAAUGUAGUUUAUGGGAGUGAUGUGUAAUAUUUUAUAUUAGGAAAAAGUGUUAUCAAGUCGUUUAGUCUGUUGUGAUUUUGUGUCGCGUCGUACUUCAAUUUAUUUAAAGAAAUCACGUGUAUAACCUUAAAGUCGGUAUGGAUCCAAAUUCAAAAUACAAUUUAAACGGGAAAUUGGACUCCUCGAAAAUUUCUUUAAAACUAAAACCCACCCCAAUUUUAUUCCGUACUAAAUAUGGCGGUUCCCCGCCAGCAAAGAGAAUAAAAUUAAAUGAAAAUGGAGUAAACGGAACAGCCAAGAAAGCAAUCACAUUUUCGAAUGUUAAUGGACAUUCAUUAAAACCUAAAGUUAAUUUGCAAGAACAAAGGAGAAAUUUACCUAUAUUUGAUAAGAGAAACAAGUUAAUUGAAUUGAUGAAACAGCACAGCACUUUAAUUAUAUUAGCUGAAACUGGUAGUGGUAAAACCACUCAAGUACCACAGUAUAUUAACUCAGCUAGGCUAAUGGAAAAUGGGAAAAUAGCUGUAACACAGCCUAGGCGGGUGGCUGCGAUAAGUGUUGCCAUGAGGGUGGCUCAAGAGUAUGGAAAUGGGAUGUCUAUUGGUGAUUAUGUAGGAUAUUCUGUACGCUUUGAAGAUGUUACAUCAAAAAAGACAAGGAUAAAAUUCUUAACAGAUGGUAUGCUUCUUCGUGAAGCUAUUACAGAUCGGUUGCUUUUGGAUUAUUCAGUAGUUAUAUUAGACGAGGCUCAUGAAAGAACCAUACAUACUGAUGUAUUGUUUGGUAUUGUUAAGAAUGCACAGAGAGUUAGGGUUGAGAGACAUUUACCUCCUCUAAAGAUUAUUCUUAUGUCUGCUACAAUGGACGUUGACCAUCUAUCAAAAUACUUUAAUAAUUGCCAAGUGGUUUAUAUUGAAGGAAGAACAUAUCCAGUACAAAUGUUUUAUACAGUAAAACCUCAUGAUAACUAUCAAACUGCUUGUGUUUCAACGUUUUUUAAAAUUCAUAGAGAGGCACCACCUGACCACGAUGUUUUGAUUUUUUUAACUGGUCAAGAGGAAAUUGAAAGCUGCGCUCAUCAGAUUCGAAUGCUCUCAAAAGAUCCUGAAGUUGAAGGACCGCCUGUAAAAGUGUGCGCUUUGUACGCUGCUCAACCAAGUAUGCAGCAGAUGGCAGUGUUUCAACCUGCUCCUGUUGGAACUCGAAAAGUGGUUAUUAGUACAAAUAUAGCCGAAACUAGUGUGACAAUUAGUGGUAUUAAAUAUGUAAUAGAUGGUGGUAUGGUUAAAUCAAGGACUUUUCAUCCAUCAACCGGCAUGGAAAUAUUAAAAGUGCAAAGAAUUUCACAAGAACAAGCAUGGCAACGAACAGGAAGGGCUGGUAGAGAAUCGGAGGGUCUCUGUUAUAGAAUUUAUACCAAAUCACAAUUUGAACUUAUGAAGAAAAAUAGCAUUCCAGAAAUUCAAAGAGCCAACUUAAAUUCUGUAGCUUUACAGCUUUUGGCUCUCGGUAUUCAUAUGCUACAUUUUGAUUUUUUGGAUAAACCACCAAAUGAUACUAUUGAAGCUGCGUUUGAGCAGCUUCAGCUUCUUGGUGCUAUAGAUGACAUAAAUUCAAAAGUUUUAACUAAUCUAGGAAGAAAAAUGGCGAAAUUUCCAUUAGAUCCACGUUUUAGUAAAAUUCUUCUUUCAGCAGAAAAAUUUGGCUGUUUAGAGGAGGCUUUGUCAGUUGUUUCACUUCUUUCGAGUGAAUCAAUAUUUUUGAAUCCUCCAUCUAAGAGGGAAGAGGCUCAAAAUGCUAGACAAAAAUUUCAUUCUGGUUAUGGUGACCAUCUUACAUUACUAAAUGCUUAUAGAGAAUUUGAAAAUAUUGGCCAGAAUAAUAGGAAAGUUUGGUGCCAUGAACAUUUUAUUCAUAUGAGAAAUAUCUUAUAUGUUCGAGAAGUUAGAUCACAGUUACAAGAAAUUUGUAAACAAUGCGAUAUAAGAGGAUCUUCUUGUGGCAGUCAGAUGGACCAAUUGAGAAAAUGUUUGCUAAGUGGUUUAUUUAUGAAUGUAGCUGAAUUGCAUAGAGACAGACAAUAUAUUACAUUGGACAAACGACAAGUGACACAAAUUCAUCCAAGCUCAAACAUUCACGGACAGCAACCACAUUGUGUUAUAUUUACUGAGGUAGUUCAAACGACCAAGUGUUAUUUAAGAGGUUUAACUACUAUAAAUAGUGAUUGGCUGAACGAAGUUGCUCCAGACUAUGUGAAAAAUCACAAUAUCAAAUUCCAAAGAGACAGUAGUUGAUGUGAAACUUUGGAAAUGUGCCAGAAUGAAUCUGAUUGCCGUUAUUAUGUUCCAAUUUUGUACUCCAGAAGCAAACUUAGUUGCCAGGCGUUAUUUGAACAUAGUUUUGAGAAAAACGAAUUUCAAGUUUUGUUUAGCUCAGAGCCAGCAUUGGACUUAAUUUGAUUUGGAACAGAGUAAUUUAUUCCUACAUAUAGCACAAAAUGAGAAAGAGGCCAGGAUAGAGCAUAAAAAGUUAAGUGUCUUGAUGUAUACCGAUCUGGUCAUUGAAACUGCGUGGUCUGGAUUUUAACAUAUAAACAGUGAUGUAGACAGCUUAAAUGAAAAAUCAAAUUAUUAGUAUUAAAGAGGAUACAUUUUUUUUAUGCGGGUAUUGCCGGAUUUUGCAUUAAAAUUUCAAACCGCACAAGUAGGUGUUUACGAAAAAUGUUGCAUCUAGUGUUGGAACUUUAUUUUUCACAAUUAGUUACUCAUUUUAAUACAGCUGUAAUAUAUUCUUAAACAACUGUCUAACGGAAGUGAGUAUUAUUGAAUGUCUUAGACAGUAUUAUCUUCGUUUAUCCUUUUAUUUCUUGUACGAACCGGCAAAACUGUAUACCGCUUUUUAUUUUGUGUUUUUGUCUGUCAUCUGGUUGUAUAACGGGUGGCGCACCUCAUUCGCCUCGGUUGAUUAUAAGAAAACGG
Molecule: messenger RNA, 3037 nt
Organism: Sitophilus oryzae (rice weevil)
Lineage: Eukaryota; Metazoa; Arthropoda; Insecta; Coleoptera; Curculionidae
Gene: ath
Product: ATP-dependent RNA helicase DHX33
Exons: 8
Coding region: 197-2353 (718 amino acids)
Biological process (GO): positive regulation of transcription by RNA polymerase I
Cellular component (GO): nucleolus; intracellular anatomical structure
Molecular function (GO): ATP binding; RNA binding
Source: RefSeq, a predicted model, not a curated record